AUGGACGACACGGCAAAGGCCCGCUUUGAUCUCAUCACCGAGAACCUCGCGGAGACCCUCAACCCCGAGAUCAUCGAAAGCAUUCUCGCCGAAGGCCGAAACCCGCGUAUCUACUGGGGAACCGCGACAACAGGACGUCCUCACACCGGCUACUUCGUUGCGGCAAUUAAGAUCGCCCAGUUGCUCGCUGCAGGAUGUGAAGUCGUCGUGCUUCUAGCCGAUAUACAUGCCUUCCUGGACAACUUGAAGGCUCCUCUCGAGCUUGUCGAGAACCGCGCGAAAUACUAUUCCAAGGUCAUCACGGCCAUUCUCGAGUCUGUUGGCGUGCCGACUGAAAAGCUCGAGUUUGUCCUUGGUAGCUCCUACCAGAAGUCUCCCGAAUACACAAUGGAUGUCUACAAGCUGUCAUCCCUGGUGAGUGAACACGAUGCCAAGAAGGCAGGUGCGGAGAUUGUGAAGCAGUCAGCGAAUGCGCCCUUGAGUGGUCUUCUCUACUCUAUUCUGCAGGUGCUUGAUGAGCAGCACUUGAAAGUUGAUGCUCAGCUAGGAGGCAUGGACCAGAGAAAGCUUUUCGCGGCGGCUGUGGAAUGGCUGCCCAAGAUUGGAUAUAGAAAGCGUGCGCAUCUAGUCACGCCAAUGGUUGCGGGUCUUAGCGGAGGCAAGAUGAGCUCCAGUGUCCACGACAGCAAGAUCGACCUUCUUGACCCCCCAGAUGUCAUCUUGAAGAAGAUUCGCAAGGCCGAGGCAGCCCCGAAGGUCAUCGAAGAUAACGGUGUUAUCGCCAUGGUUGAAUUUGUCCUUCUCCCUGCAGCCGGUCUGAAGGGCAAGAAAGAAUUCGUAGUGGAGCGCCGAGACGCAGAGCCCUUGGUCUACACCGAUAUUGCCAAGGUGAAGGAAGACUAUCAAAACGACGUUUUGACUCCACAAACACUAAAGCCUGCUGUCACAGCCGCCUUGACGAGCUUGAUGGCACCUAUCACGGAGGCCUACAACGCUUCGCCUGAGUGGCAGCAGAUUACCGAACAGGCCUACCCACCACCCGUCGUGGAGAAGAAGCAGAAGAAGGUCAAGAGCAAGGGCACUCGACACCCUGGGGCCAACAAGGAACAAACCCUUCCAGAACGCCCGAAGCCCGAGGCGACUGAAACCGAAACCCAAAACUGA
Messenger RNA from Aspergillus puulaauensis, 1164 nucleotides. RefSeq names its product tyrosine--tRNA ligase TYS1. NCBI's taxonomy places the organism in Eukaryota, Fungi, Ascomycota, Eurotiomycetes, Eurotiales, Aspergillaceae. The transcript has 4 exons. Bases 1 to 1164 code for a protein of 387 amino acids. Gene Ontology annotation, biological process: tyrosyl-tRNA aminoacylation. Gene Ontology annotation, molecular function: tyrosine-tRNA ligase activity; ATP binding. The record is from RefSeq and is a predicted model, not a curated record.